Pungitius pungitius (ninespine stickleback) is the source of this 1244-nucleotide messenger RNA. Its product is annotated as alpha-synuclein-like. The record is from RefSeq and is a predicted model, not a curated record. NCBI's taxonomy places the organism in Eukaryota, Metazoa, Chordata, Actinopteri, Perciformes, Gasterosteidae. Bases 280 to 654 code for a protein of 124 amino acids. Gene Ontology annotation, biological process: chemical synaptic transmission; synapse organization; synaptic vesicle endocytosis. Gene Ontology annotation, cellular component: neuronal cell body; cytoplasm; axon terminus. Gene Ontology annotation, molecular function: cuprous ion binding. The transcript has 6 exons.
GAGAGAGAGAGAGCAUCUCUUCUCUCGCAUCAGCAUCAUUCAUCGCUCUCUAUCUCUCCAUCACCGAGGCGUCUGUUAAACCUGUGGAGCGUCCCUCGGUUGAGAAGACAAGCGCGCGCGCACGCACGCACGCACACGCGCACUGUUUGAGCGUGUGGUUGUAGUUCGGAGAGAACAAACUGGUUUCACUUGAAUCUCCGCCUCACCGCGUUCUCGCCUUGAAGGAAGUUGAAGCGAACAGCAGGGUUGCGCGUCGAUUCGGAGCCGAAGCGAGCGGCGAUGGACGCGUUCAAGAAGGGCUUCUCCAAAGCCAGGGAUGGGGUCGCGGCGGUGGCGGAGAAAACCAAGCAGGGAGUGACCGGAGCAGCUGAGAUGACGAAAGACGGGGUCAUGUUUGUCGGUAACAAAACAAAGGAUGGAGUCACAACAGCCGUGUCUGGAGUGUCACAGGUGGGUGGAGCCAUGGUUACCGGGGUGACGGCGGUGGCCCACAAAACGGUGGAAGGAGCCGGCAACAUGGUGGUUGCCACUGGGUUGGUCAAGAAGGAUCCGGCCAAGCACGGUGACGAGGCCUCAGCUGUACAGGACAUGGCAGAGUCACCGGUUGACACGGACCCUGCUGAUGCUAUGGAGGACGACACCGACGACAACUGAUCGGAGACGGGAAACGUUCCACGUGGCUCCGCCCAAGUCCCGCUGUGCCUCCUUUGGCCCUUUAUGGAGUCUGUGCCCAACAUCUGUGUGUGCGCGCGCGUGUGUGUGUUGUUUCGUAUGUCUGUGGGUAAAUGUUAUAGAGAAAGAGAUGCCGUGCAUGUGUGUGUGUGUGUUUGCCUUUUACACAUCGGUGCUUAAAGUGACCGGCUGUAAUAACCGCGAGCACACGUCUCAGUGUCUUUAGUGUGUGUGUACGUGUGUGUGUGUGUGUGUGUGUGUUUAUGUAUGUUGUCGUCACCUGUGUGGCUUUAUCAACUGCUCAAACAUUUAAAUGUCAAACUUGAAGCACCUAAGUGUCUCGAUAUUAAUGAAUUAACGUGAUGUUUGAUAUGAAAGCUUAAUGAUAUUCUCUAUUUUUGUGUGUGCUGUCACUGUAUUUUGCGGUGAACUACAAAGUGCUGAGCUAUUCGUGCAUUCAUAUGGUAUUUUUUAAUUUGUCACCGGUGUGAUAAAUAUAUUGCAUUCUGAAUGGACUUUUGGAAACCAAGAGCAUGUAAAGGUGUUGAAAUAAAGUCAGUGAGGAAAAAGGG